Syngnathoides biaculeatus (alligator pipefish) is the source of this 1537-nucleotide messenger RNA. RefSeq lists its product as uncharacterized. Lineage: Eukaryota; Metazoa; Chordata; Actinopteri; Syngnathiformes; Syngnathidae. Gene Ontology annotation, cellular component: cytosol. Gene Ontology annotation, biological process: positive regulation of GTPase activity. The record is from RefSeq and is a predicted model, not a curated record. The transcript is spliced from 5 exons. Gene Ontology annotation, molecular function: guanyl-nucleotide exchange factor activity; protein binding. Bases 477 to 1382 code for a protein of 301 amino acids.
AAAUGGGUUGUCGAAGUGAACUUGCCAAUAUAGUCAUGUGAUCAAAAUCAAGGAUGAACGUGUCAGGUUUGACACAAAUGACUCAAUUUGUGUUUUUGGUCCAAAUCCAGGUAUUUCUGUCUUUGUAUUACACACAAAACAUGAGAGUUGGUGGUAGUAGUCGAAGUUGUUUAUGUGACGAAUAAGGAAACCUUUUCUGCGUACCCGCCUACCUGCCCUCACGUUGCCUCAAACGGCUCUGAGAUGCCUUGGCACGUUUUCGGCCGGCCGAAAUACCCAAAGCAGCGGGGUGGCUAAUACCUAAAUUGUGCACGCACAGAUGGCGAGAGAAGAGCUUUAAGGGGUGCGGGGAUUUGCGUUAAAGCCGACAGGACUGAGAGAGCUGUCGCGAGCACCGGACGCUUUUCCAGCCUCGACGAAGGCUGGAAAUGUUCAAACAUAGAAAACGGAGAUUGUCGGGAUAACGAAAGACCAGGAUGGGACAUUCCACCGUGCCGCUCGCAUUUACGUACAAAAGUACCAAGGGGGACAAACACAAGACCAGUUGUCUGCAACCCUACUCCCCAAAUGAGACGUUGAAUAACGCAUUAGGUGCCAUCAGGGUCCUGGGUCUCGAGCGGAUUGAAGAUGAGCUGAAGCCGCACUUGUGCACCGUGCUGGUGAACAUUCGGGAGAGGAAAAAAGGCACCGCCGAGCAGGUCGUGAUCAGUGGGAUCCUUCCGGUUCUGGCACUGUUGCUGAGGUGCAGAGGGCCUCUGGCGCAGCUAACUGCGCAACUAGUGGCCGAACUCGCCAAGGAAUCGAUGAUCCGUAAAGGUUUCGGGGAUGCCGGUCUGGUUACAGCUCUGCUAUCUGUGCUGACUAGUGCAGACCAGGACCUGCUGGAGCAUGCAGUCCAGGCCAUCGCUCGGGUCUCAUAUGACAGCUGUAAGCAUCAGCAGCUGUUACUGCGCAAAGGAGUGGUGCCUCGUCUCGUCGCUGUCCUGUUGCGAUUCCCCGGGAAUGGGGCCUUAGAGGAGGUAUGCCUCCGGGCCUUGUGCAACCUCAGCGGCGUGAGUGUGGCAGAGGAGGCCGGCGUGGUGUGGGAAAGGGGCGCACCAACCCAGCCGGGGCAGUCUACCUUUCGCGGCGUGGCGCCACGCAAGUGCGGCUUGGUGACCUCUGUGACCAUGGUGCGUGUGUGUCGAUGGGCGCCGGCGCAGUACGCCGUCAGCGUGGAGCUCGUGCAGCGUUGCUCCGCUUCUUUCUUAAACCUUCACAGGAGAAAGGGACCCGCUGGAUGUUUUCCCUUCUUGAGCUUUGGAAGACGUUCCAAGAUGCCAUCCAGGAACAGCCCAAGACGCUCCAGUUUGAAGACGCUGGUCUUCCACACCUUCCUCUGAGAGCAACUUGCUAGUUGAGCUCAGGACUUUUGAAUGUUUAGCAAUACUCUGCUCAAAUUUUCUUGGUCAUUUUUACAUAAAGUUGAAUUUUACAACAAUUUUGUGUCACAAAAGGCAGCUAACACAGUACUGAUAUAUUUUUUUUUAAUUGUGAA